AUGUGGAAUAUACAGACCAAUCUUAACUUUCUACUCGUUUUCUCUUACGCAACAAUAUCUUCAGCUGGGCAAAUUCAGAUUAACCAGUCAAGCAACAAGCAUCAAACUACUCUCAACCGUCGCGCCUCAACCGAGUUUGCUUACAACGAUCAGGGCAAGUAUGAAUCGGUUAGCUCUUCUGAUUGCACAAAAGAUUGUCUAAAUGUGGGUGCUUUCAUAGAUAAGAUGGAAACGGUGACUGCUAUUGCAUCUCGCGACACUUUAAAAAUCGAUAGAGAUCAUUACCUUGGGCCUAACUUCCGCAAAGCCGACGACACUCAUAUUAACACAAGUUUUGGCGACAAAGCAGAAUUUAUUAGUGAUGAACACAAGCAAGGAGAUGUGAAAGCGGCCUCGGUAAAUGGAUAUCGGAAAGGGUCAAAUCAGACCGAGACCAAUAUGAAUACAGGGCCAGAUACUCCCGCCUCCACAGAUAGUGAUACCAAAGAAAGGGACAAGGAAAUAACUGAUGCGGAGGAGAUGAAUGCAAUUAACACCGUAGGGCCCAGCGCCCUAAGCGAAGCUGUGAAGUCGGUAAAUGUCCAGAGGAACGCAAAAGCUAGUGGAAUGUCGGGCACAUGGCCGGAUCUUUCUGGUACUCUCAAUCGGCGGCCUACAAGGAGCGAUGUAGGCCAACCUAUUGCACAAUAA
Messenger RNA from Protopolystoma xenopodis, 690 nucleotides. NCBI's taxonomy places the organism in Eukaryota, Metazoa, Platyhelminthes, Monogenea, Polystomatidea, Polystomatidae. The record is from the annotation of a GenBank genome assembly.